AUGCUGACCGUUUCUACAGACCAUGCAGCGAGGAUACCUGCCGCUGAAGCGGAACGAUCGAAUCUCGCGCCAGACCAGGUCAAGAUCAAAGAGAAGUAUGGAGGUGGCUAUCCAGCACACGUCGAGGGCAUGCAUCAUCUCCACUGCUUGAACCUGCUGCGAAAGUCGCUGGCUUGGAAUUUCAACUACUACCAGGAAGAAGGUCUUGGACCAUUCUCAAACGACGCAGGUAUCGUGAAGCACCACGUCACACACUGUCUUGACAUCUUGCGUCAGCAAUUGAUGUGCACGGUAGACGUGGGCGUCCUGGGUCAGGUCUGGUAUCAGCCUCCAGGCGCAGCCUUGGAAGCAUUUGUCGACUUUAAUACUGUUCACAAGUGCAGGAACUUUGACGCAAUUCGAGACUGGGCUGAGAAGAAUCAAUUGCCGGAUGAGAAAGAUGUCCCUCCCGACUUUCUAGAGCUACCAAAAGAUGGCGAUAGGGUCUGGAACACAGUGCCUUGA
Messenger RNA from Parastagonospora nodorum SN15, 504 nucleotides. RefSeq lists its product as hypothetical. The record is from RefSeq and is a predicted model, not a curated record. The transcript is spliced from 3 exons. Gene Ontology annotation, biological process: mycotoxin biosynthetic process. Bases 1 to 504 code for a protein of 167 amino acids. Lineage: Eukaryota; Fungi; Ascomycota; Dothideomycetes; Pleosporales; Phaeosphaeriaceae.